GCUGUCUUACUAGUAACAGAAGGUCACACGCAUCAUGCUUUUGAACGAAGGAGCUGCAAAGGAAGACAUACGAAGCAGUGAAUAGAGACAUAACUUUAUACAGAUAGCCAAAACAUUAUCAACAAGAACUGCUGCUAAUUUGCAUUCAUAUUCACUCGUUUAAAAUGUGGCAUUUAAUUCAUUGACGAACUGCGGUCAGAAACGGGUAGUAGCUUAGCCUGUCAGCUAGCAUUUCCUAAUAACAUUGUAUUUUAACAUAACUGAAAAUAUGUUUAGGCGGCUUGUUAGACUUCAGGGUCCGCUCGGAAAUAUCCUCUCUCCAGAUAAAGUGUGCCCAAGAAAUCAGCAGCUUCGGUGUGCUGUGAAUUAUUCCUCAGCCUUAGUAGAAAAAGGAAGAUUUUAUAAAGAUGUCAGUAUAUCCCAAAGUGAAGGUGGUCUAUAUGAGAUAAACCUAGACAGAAGGAAAUUAAAAACUCCUGGAGGAAAGCUGUUCACAGCACCAAAUGAAGCCAUGGCCAUCGCUGUGGCAACCGAGUGGGAUGCUCAAAAGGACACACUGAAGUACUACACAAUGCACCUGACUACACUUUGCAACACAGCUCUGGACAAUCCUACCCAUCGUACCAAGGAGCAAAUGAUCAGCGCUGCCCUGAAGUUCCUGGAAACUGAUACUGUCUGUUACAGAGUAGAUGAGCCCCACAGUUUGGUUGAGCUGCAGAAGAAUGAGUGGGACCCUGUGCUGCACUGGAUUGAAAACAGAUAUAAUGUCACUAUUGGAUCCUCGUCCAGUAUUUUGGGUCCUGAGAUUCCAAAGGAAACAAACGACACGUUUCGGCAACACCUGAAGUCUUACAACUUCUGGUCCAUGACAGGGCUUGAGUUUGUGAUCACCCAGCUGAAGUCUGUUGUCCUGGCGAUCGGGGUGAUUGACAGACAUCUGAGUGUGGAACAGGCUGUGCUGCUCUCCAGACUGGAGGAGGAAUACCAGAUAAAAUACUGGGGAAACGUGGAGUGGGCCCAUGACUACGAAAGUUAUGAGCUGAGGGCACGGACUGCUGCUGGAGCUCUUUUUGUUCACCUCUCAUCUGAGAGUUCAACUGUCAAACGCAAACUUAUGCAGAAUUGAAAAGUGUGUGCCCUUAAACUGAGAACACCUCAGUUUAUCCAUGCUUCUUUAUCCAUUCAGACAAACACACAUACACACCCUGCUUGUUCUGUUUAGCAGUGACAGCUGCUGUGUCUGUGAUCUGUUAUAGAGUCAUCUCACUCCAGUGAAAACAUUGGCUGUCUUUCUGCAGUGUUUAUACGUGGCAGCUGCCAAGUGUGCCACCCCUCACCGAGUUUCCAGCCGGUUCUCAGGCGCCCGUGACAUUUUGGGCACUGCGCAUGGUUUCAGGAGGAUAAUGACUAAUGCUGUUGUCUAUUUGGUGGAUGAAUGUUAACUCCAUGUCUGCCUUCUGUCUGCCACAUUUUAAUACUGCAAAGUGCAUAUGCUAUUGUAAUAGGAGCAACAGAUGGAACAUACUGUAUUCCAAUUAUUUUCUGUAAUUUAAAUUCAUUCAUGUUUUAGGUAUUUUGGCUUUUUUGUGGUAACUAAUGAGGUAAAAGAUUAUGUACAUGGAUUAGUAUCAUCUCCACUUCACAGUUCUGUUUCUUCAAAAAGUAGUAUUUAAGCAGAAAAGUAUAUUUUCUGCAUCCUCAUACAGUAGUCAUGUUCACAUACAGUGCUGAAGGUGUUGUUGCUUUCCCGGCUGGAGAUAAAUUCAAAUAAUUACUUGUUUGUCUGUGCCCUUUCCACCUAUUGUAAGCAAAAUGUUAUUAAACUUUAUUGUGAAUUAAAACCCAAACAAUUCAAAA
Molecule: messenger RNA, 1857 nt
Organism: Trematomus bernacchii (emerald rockcod)
Lineage: Eukaryota; Metazoa; Chordata; Actinopteri; Perciformes; Nototheniidae
Gene: atpaf2
Product: ATP synthase mitochondrial F1 complex assembly factor 2
Exons: 8
Coding region: 269-1126 (285 amino acids)
Biological process (GO): mitochondrial proton-transporting ATP synthase complex assembly
Cellular component (GO): mitochondrion
Source: RefSeq, a predicted model, not a curated record